Molecule: messenger RNA, 1328 nt
Organism: Vespa crabro (European hornet)
Lineage: Eukaryota; Metazoa; Arthropoda; Insecta; Hymenoptera; Vespidae
Product: protein FAF-like, chloroplastic
Exons: 1
Coding region: 85-1167 (360 amino acids)
Source: RefSeq, a predicted model, not a curated record
AUUUAAAGACAAGGCAUUUCCUUUACGGACAUCGUACUUGUUUUUAAGUAAUACGCGAAAAUCCGUAUCGUGUUCGUUAUGUGAAUGAGAACGAGGAAGAAGAAGAAGAAGAAGAAGAAGAAGAGAAAAUUUAUAAUGGCGAUGACAACGAACAUUGACGAAAUUAAUAUGGCACAAUUUCAUAAAGGUUUAUCCGAAUGGUGGAGCGAGGAAACAGAAUAUGCUUUUCAAAGGAUCGAAAGGUGGACGGCUUUAGUUAGAGGAUACAAUCGAUUUAAGUCAGAAAGAUUAUCGAAGGGCCAUCAGACGAUGCUCGACGAGCGUAUAUCAAAUUGGAAUAUAACUUCGAAUAAACUUAUCAUUGAGGAUUCUUCUUUGAGUCCGUGUUUUCAUAAUUUCAAAAGAAAUCGACGUAGAUCUCAUCACGAAGAGAAAAUGAAGAUCAAUCAAAAUAAUGUUAACAGUGUUCUUGGAUAUCGAUCUAAUGAUAAUUUGGAUAGCGCUUGUUUAGCGAAUUAUAGAUACGAUCAUAGUAUUUAUUUCAAGACCAUCGGUGAAAUUAGAAAUGAUAAGAAAACUCUUAAGGAAAUUAAUGAUGAUUCUAAGAAGGAAAAUCUCUUGAUCGAUGCUGCAGUAGUAGUAGUAGAAGAAGAAGAAGAAGAAGAAGAAGAAGAAGAAGAAGAAGAAGAAGAAAUUGAAGAUGAGAGUAAAGAUUAUGAACCCAGGCUCAUUUAUCAUUCAAUGGACUAUAGAUUUUAUCUCGACAAUGCUGAUUCCAGAGGUAAAUUUAAUUCCAAUCGAAAAGAUGUUAAUGUCUGGCCUAUCACUGAUUUAGCAGAUCUCGAUUUAAAUUCGAAAAUAUCUAACACGGUGUAUCAUAAAAACGAAGUUAAAUCUAUGCUCGAGAUAAAUAAUAAAAAUAUGGAAAUAACAAAGGAUGGUACCGAGAAUAGAGAUGAUUAUGAAAGUGGAAUGUUUAAUCAUGAAUUGAAAAAUGAAUUCAGAAAGAGUCAGAGUGAAACUAAGGGAGGAUUGAAUUUAAAAAUGAUUAAACCCGCAGGGACAAUAAAUGGUUUUAUUGCUUGUCAAAAUAAUAAUGUUUCCUCGGGAACACUUUCAAAUGAUACGGGAAAUGUAUCUACGUACUCGUCACCGUGUUACCGUUAAUCCAUCCAUUUAAAAUACAUGUUUAUUCAACCAGAAAUUCAAUAUUUCCUAACGAUUUUUCCAAUAUUCAUCACAUAUGUUAUAUGAUAUCUGUUUCAUGUACGUUUUUGAGAGACUUAAUAAUUUGAAGCGAAAUAAACGUCAGGGUAGAUUAUAUUUAA